Sinocyclocheilus grahami is the source of this 2215-nucleotide messenger RNA. RefSeq names its product runt-related transcription factor 3-like. Gene Ontology annotation, molecular function: DNA-binding transcription factor activity, RNA polymerase II-specific; RNA polymerase II cis-regulatory region sequence-specific DNA binding; ATP binding. The transcript is spliced from 8 exons. NCBI's taxonomy places the organism in Eukaryota, Metazoa, Chordata, Actinopteri, Cypriniformes, Cyprinidae. The record is from RefSeq and is a predicted model, not a curated record. Gene Ontology annotation, biological process: chondrocyte differentiation; hemopoiesis; ossification. Bases 119 to 1423 code for a protein of 434 amino acids. Gene Ontology annotation, cellular component: nucleus.
CUAAAACCACGUAGAUACUACAACAACCAUCACUAGACAGACAAAAGUGUCCAUCGUCAAAAGCUGAAGUCGGUAAGGCGGCGGAGAGGCCAGUUCUUUUCCCUCCUGAGCGGGACACAUGGCUUCAAACAGCAUCUUCGACACAUUCUCCAGCUACUCGCCCAGUUUACUGCGAGACCCAAGCACGAGCAGACGGUUCACGCCGCCCUCCGCCUCGUUCCCGUGCGCUAAAGUGAAUGAGAGCCCGAGCAUGAGCGCACCGGGUCCGCAUCGGGCCGGCCGGCCGUUGGAGAGCCGCACUAUGGUGGACGUGCUGGCGGAUCACGCCGGAGAGCUGGUGCGCUCCGACAGCCCCAACUUUCUCUGCUCGGUCCUGCCGUCACACUGGAGGUGCAACAAAACUCUGCCUGUGGCUUUUAAGGUGGUGGCUCUGGGUGAUGUUCCUGACGGGACUCUGGUCACGGUGAUGGCGGGGAAUGAUGAGAAUUAUUCCGCGGAGCUGAGAAACGCGUCUGCCGUCAUGAAGAACCAGGUGGCGCGAUUCAACGACCUGCGCUUCGUGGGCAGGAGCGGCAGAGGAAAGAGCUUCUCUUUGACCAUCACUGUGCUCACUGGACCACCCCAGGUCGCCACAUACCACCGUGCUAUUAAAGUCACCGUGGACGGACCUCGAGAACCAAGACGUCACCGAAUGAAGCCGGACGACCCUCAUAAGCAGUUCACCGAUCGCAUGAGUGACAUCGAACGUUUCCAGAGGGCCAGUCUGAGGAUGAACCCUGGCAACGGGACCACCCGCUCCCACCAGACCCAUUACAACCCCUCCAACACCACACCAAUACCAGCAUUAUGGCCAGAUCAGAUUGACUCUUCUGCACUGAAGACUUGCAAAGUGGAAGACGACUUACGCUGGUCAAGUACGGAUCUGUUCCCUCAGAGGACGUCUUUCCCGUCUCUCUCUCCAUUAACGGCACCUCGUUUCUCUGAUUCACACAUGCAUUAUCCGGGUCCCUUCACUUACUCUGCCAACCCGUCCAGCACUGGAAUCGGUGGUCUCAGCGUGGCCGGGAUGCCCACCUCCAGCCGCUACCACACCUACCUUCCGCCUCCAUACCCUGGCAACCAGAACCAGAACUCCCACUUCCAGACCAACUCCUCACCGUACCACCUGUACUACGGCACCGGAUCCGGCUCCUACCAGUUCUCCAUGGUUCCGACUGGCGGCACCGGAUCGGGAGGCGACAGGUCGCCCACCCGCAUGCUGACGUCCUGUAUCGCGGCGGGCGGAGCCGGAAACAACAGCCUGCUCAACGCCAGCCUCGGCAACCAGAGCGACGGUGUGGAUGCCGACGGUAGCCACAGCAACUCGCCCACAGCAAUGAGUGCAUCGACACGCAUAGACGAGUCCGUCUGGAGGCCUUACUGAGAAAUAGUGUGCAGAAAGACUGAAGAGGAGGAAAUUAAGAGAACAGGUGAAAAGUCUUGCAUGUUUGAUCGUUUAAUUGCUUCUAUGACAUGUCAAUCGCUUCUAAGACAACCAAAGUGAUCCAGUGACCAGAAAUGAGAGAGCUUUUGCUCUGGAUGCUCCAUACGGGAUCAAAACUAAAGGAGGACACAAGUCUCACAGGAAAAUCAGGUGUAUAUAGAAAGAUUAUAAUUAAAAAAUAAGAAGAAAAGGCAUCCCAUAGUAAUAUAUCAGCAACUUUUCUUACUAAAAAAGCUGAAAAACCAAAGAAAAGGAAGGCAGGUGCUUCAAGGACAUAUUCUAAUGAGCCUGUCUCUGAAAAAAGCCAAUUCAUCCAGCCUUACAAACCAAUCUGCCUGAAAGCUGUAAUUCCCAGAGUGCUUUGCAACCACAAAAACUUGUCAUGCAAACAAUAUGAAAGAGCUUCACAGAGCUGCAGGACUGUGGGACUUUCGAUGUGUAAAUAUGAUGAUAAACAAAAAUGCUUCCCACAAGUUUCAGGUACUUUCCAAACUUGAAAUGAUGAGAUGUGAUCAUUGAAUACAAGUGUGGGUCAGUGUGAGCUUUGUGAGAUGUUAUGCCAAUGGGUUUUUCAUUCAAACGGAUUUUAGGGUGAAUAUCACAAAACCUGUCAGGAACAUAUUCAGGUCAUAUUUAAUGAGAAAUGAGAAAUUAUAUUUUGCAUGAAGAAAAGGAUGCUUAAAUUCGAACCAUUCAUUUUGCAUUUUCAUUGUGACUCUGUUUUCAUCACAA